Xenopus tropicalis (tropical clawed frog) is the source of this 4710-nucleotide messenger RNA. RefSeq names its product SAFB-like, transcription modulator (gene sltm). The transcript has 20 exons. The record is from RefSeq and is a predicted model, not a curated record. Lineage: Eukaryota; Metazoa; Chordata; Amphibia; Anura; Pipidae. The coding region runs from base 1175 to 4171 and encodes 998 amino acids. Gene Ontology annotation, molecular function: RNA binding; nucleic acid binding. Gene Ontology annotation, cellular component: nucleus.
AUAAAUAUGCCCCUGUGUUAGGCCCCAUCCCAUUUGUUAUUUGCAUUUGCUAACCUUGUGGCCCUGGGCUAGGGUGCAUAUUCUAUAAAAAUUGCACAAGUCUGGAGUACUUUCUUGAAGCUAGUUGGGCUACCCACUGGGCAGGCACAUGUACACUAUAGUAUUUUUGUUUUGUUCUAUAUGUUGUGCAUGCAUGAGCCCACUCAACUGGGUGCUGAGGUUAAUCGAGUAAUUGGCUGCAACACAUUGGCACAUUGUUCUCCAAAAAAUAACCUGGGCGGUGUGAUAUUUAUGUAAUAGGUGCACUGGCUAGGCUACAAGGAAUAUUGGGAAGUAUCGUGAACUAUGUAUUACACAUUUUAUCAAUGGUUCCUAAGAAUUAUGUAUCGCACACUUUGUAAAACGUUUUUAAGAGUGUUUUAAUGGUUAAUAUAUCAAUCAAACAAUUAUGUAUGCUAAUGCUGUGACUAUUUAAUCAUGUGCACUGAUGAGUCUGUAUGCCUGAUGAAGGGGUAUGCCCCCGAAACGUUGCUGUCUUGAAUAAACACGCAGGGGCUAAGCCCCGCUUGCACCAUACUUGUUGUGCUGGCUGAAAAUUUUUCAUUAGGCUACAGGGUUACCAUGUAAGCGUAGUAGGGGUACAUGGUGUUUUAACCUUUACUUCUACUUUAAUUAUGUUGUGUUACACAAAUCGUUGUGUAUUAUGAAAAAUAAUGUACAUUUUGAAUUCCAUGACCUUUAUAAAAACAGUUGUAUGCCCUCAAUCUUUAUACUGUCAUGGAAAUAAUGCAAUUCUAAGCUCCCUAUAUACUACAGUCGCAAUAAAUAAACCUUACAAAACACAAAAACCUAAAAAGUUACUAUGAACUGUAGCUCAAAGAGAAACAGUGUGUCACGUACAUAACAUUUUUUAAUUCAAUACUUCUGCUGUACCUGACGACAGAAUAUGUGAAGCAAUUAUACAAAGUCAAAAGUAGCUUUGCAUUAGUUAAACUCUGUUGCAGCCUAUUUCCAUGAAGAAUGGCGUACUGUUACACCAAUACUAAACUAGUGAAAGCGUUCCUCUGACUCCUAGCAUAUAAAUGACAGGCUAGCGCUGACUGUAGCUUUCCCAGGGUGGGUGGGUCUUGUGCCCCACGUGGUAUUAACAUCCGGCUCGGGCUGACUGAGCGCUAUGCGUCACGUGACUCGGCGGCAUCUUGCUGUGGAAAGCUCGCCACCUAACAUGGCUUCCUCGGACACCACGACUGAGCGGAAAAAAUUGGCUGACCUGCGUGUUAUUGAUCUCAAAACUGAGCUAAAACGUAGGGGCCUCGAUGUGUCCGGAGUGAAGAACGUUCUCAUGUCUCGGCUAAAACAGGCAAUUGAAGAAGAAGGAGGUGAUACUGAUAAUAUUGAAAUAACUGUCAAUUCUGAUACUCCAAAGAAAAAUUCAAAGAACAAAGGAAGAAAGAUGGAGGCUGAUGAGUCAGGCUGUGAAGCUUCAGUGGAAGAAGAUUCUGUCAAGGAUAAUGAACUCGAGACUCAAGAUGUAAGUGAUCAAGAUGGCAAUGAUGAGCUAAAGGACUCUGAGGAGAAUGAAGAAGAAAGUGCUACUUUUGUUAAUGUACUAUCUACAGAAGAGGAAAAUGAAACAAAGCAAACAUCUCAUUGUGACAACCCUGAGAAAGGGUCUGACAUCCAGGCAGAAGAAGCAGAGGAAGAUGAAAAGAAAGGAGGGAAUGAGUCAGAACUGACAAUCAAAGAAGAAAUGGAAACUAGCUCCUCCCUGAAAGAAGCUGAUGAUGAUAACGUAUCUGUCACAAUCCAGGCUGAAGAUGCUAUAACGCUCGAUUGUGAUGGGGAUGACCUCCUAGAAACAGGUAAAAAUGUGAAAAUUGCAGAUUCUGAGACAAGCAAGCCAAAAGAUGAGCAGGAGGCGAGUGACCCCAAGGAUGGCCUGGAGGAUCAAAAGGAUGUGAUGUCCGAGAACCAGAAAGAUGAAAAAGAGGAGAGUGGGAAAGGAGAUGCUGUUAAGAAAGAUGGCAGAGAAGCUUCAAAGAAAACUGAAUCUGGAGAAAAAGACAAGGAUUCUCAGAAGAAAGGUGCCUCUUCUACAGGGGCUACUGGUCAAGCAAAGAGUUCAUCUAAAGAUGCUAAAGAAAGCAAGUCAGCAUCCAAAGAGGAUAAAGGUAGUACUAGUGGCACAAGUGGGAGUUCUACACGCAAUCUUUGGGUCAGUGGACUUUCGUCUAACACAAAGGCGGCUGAUCUCAAGAAUCUAUUUGGAAAAUAUGGAAAGGUACUUAGUGCAAAGGUGGUUACUAAUGCACGAAGUCCAGGAGCAAAAUGCUAUGGAAUUGUAACUAUGUCAUCAAGUGCUGAUGUGGCUAGAUGCAUCUCUCACCUUCACAGAACAGAAUUGCAUGGCCAGCAGAUCUCUGUAGAAAAGGUUAAAAAUGAUCCUUCAAAGAGAGACAUUAAAAAAGAUAGUGAUGAGAAACUUGGUUCUGGUAGAACAUCCGGAGAGAGAAAAUCUUCUGGAGGGGAUAAAAGUAGCAAAACACAGAGUUCAGUGAAAAAAGAUGAUAGGAGAUCAUCUGACAAGCAAGAGAAAAAGGAUGGCAAAGAACUAAAAAAAGACAGCAAGGAGAAGAGUGAAAGUGGUACCACUGUGGCUUCUCCUGAAUCUUCAAAGAAGAAUGAAGAAAGGAAAAAGCCAGGAGGCAAAAGUCCUGGGCAGAUGGUGGUUAUAGACCAAACAAAAGGAGAUCAAGUUUAUGCAAGGCCGCCAAUAAGAAGAGGGCGUUUUGAUAAAAUGAGAAACAGGGAAGGGAAGUUUUUUCAAAACAAAAUGAAGUUCAGAGAGUUCAGAGACAGAAAAGACAUCUUGACAUUUGAAAAAAUGAAACAGCAAAGGAUCAGAGAGAAAGUGGAACGACUAGAGCGAAUACAGCGAUUUCGCAGAGCAGUUGAAUUGCGAAGAAGCAGAGAAAUGGCUGAAAGAGAAUGCCGGGAAAGGGAGCGCAUUAGAAUAAUGCGCGAGCGAGAAGAACUUGACCGUUUGCAGAGGGAAAGAGAGAGACUUGAGAUAGAAAGGCAAAAAUUGGAAAGGGAAAGAAUGGAACGUGAAAGACUGGAGCGAGAGAGAAUUCGCAUUGAACAGGAGCGUCGAAGAGAGGCAGAGCGUAUUGCUCGUGAGAGAGAAGAAUUGCGUCGGCAACAAGAACAGCUUCGUUUUGAACAAGAAAAGAGGAAUUCUCUGAAGCGCCCAAGAGAUGUUGAUCACAGGCGAGAGGAGCCAUUCUGGAAUGAAAACAAAAAGAUGGCAAUUGAUACAGAUUCCCGUUUCAGCCAUGGGUCUGAUUUUAAUCGCCAGCAAAACAGAUUUAAUGACUUUGAUCACAGAGACAGAAAUCGGUAUUCUGAGGGAUCAAAUGUAUCUUCAUUUGAAAGGCGUGAUCGAUUUGUGAGCCCAGGAGAAGGCAAAAAAGGGCGUGCAACAAUGGAAAACUUUAACAAGAAUUUCACAGAUUCUAGAAGAAAUGAGCAGGCACAACCAAGAAAUGAUAUUCGAGACACUGAUAGGAGAGAAGUUAGGGACCAAGAUGACAGAAGACCAGUGGGGAUUGAAAGAACGGGUGGUAAUAGAAAUGAUGGACAGAGUCAUGACCGAGGAAGACUUGGCAAUCCAGAAAUACAGCAUGGUCGCCAAAGGGAUUCCGGAAACAACCAAGGGCGGUCAGGCACUUGGAAGGGAGAUGGAGGAAUAUCCGCAGACAAGCGGGAAGCAAGGGGCGACAGGACAGACCGACCAGGAAGAGAGAGCACUGGGCAGCCAUCACGUGGUGGUCAUGCCAGCCGAGGAGGAAAACCGGGCUACACAGGCAGAGAUAGUGAUCGGUCAAUCAUUGUGGGUGACAGAGGAAGCAGUGGGCAACAUUUUAGUGAAGGAAGACAAGUUGUAGAGCGUCAAGGCAGAGACACAGGUGGUCCCAGAAAAGAUUGGCACGCACCAAGCUCACAGGGCAGCGGAUACAAUGCAAGGCGAAUGUCUGAUGGGCGCAGUGGAGGCAUGAUGUCUAGUAAUCCUGCCAUUAACAGAGUGGUACAAAUGCCAGGGGGAUCCAUGCAGAGGGGCAGUGGGUCUGGAUUUAAAUCUUAUAAAGGGGCGCCGCAGAGAAGAUACUGAACAUGAGAUGGCUUGGUUUUGUGAUAACUUAUUACAUUCUUGUAAACUAAACUCAACAGGGUGUUGAGCAAAUCAUUUGACUGAAUUUUUUUUUUUUUUUUAAAUAUACAUUUUAAUUCUUUGUUCCAUAAAAGAGGACUUUUAAUGAUGCAGUUAAUUAAUCCAGAGGCCUUCCCAAGAUAAGGCACUACUCAUUUGGAGCCAACUAAAUGCUGUCUGCUAAAAGUGCCGUAACUGCACCAAGCUGUGUUUUAGGCAUCAGAGGAGCUACAGCAAUACAGGCUAAAGACUAAAAUGGUGUUUAUAAACCACAAUUCUCCUCUUCUCUCCCAAAAGUUGUAGAAACCGUUUUAUUUCAUAAGACGAACCUCGCACACUACUUCAAACAAUGUAGAUUCAUUCCUACUAGGAAUAUUUUUUUUCCAUGUUUGAAUGUAAAGUUACUAUGUGCUACUUUUGUAAAUCUUCGCCACAAUAAUUUUUCCUUCUUUGUCCUGUGCCCUUUUUAGGUGGUAUAAAUAAAACUGUUUUGUUUCUGU